This is a messenger RNA of Xiphophorus couchianus (Monterrey platyfish), 2102 nucleotides long. RefSeq names its product lysophosphatidic acid receptor 4 (gene lpar4). The record is from RefSeq and is a predicted model, not a curated record. Gene Ontology annotation, biological process: positive regulation of Rho protein signal transduction; phospholipase C-activating G protein-coupled receptor signaling pathway. The coding region runs from base 812 to 1870 and encodes 352 amino acids. NCBI's taxonomy places the organism in Eukaryota, Metazoa, Chordata, Actinopteri, Cyprinodontiformes, Poeciliidae. The transcript has 3 exons. Gene Ontology annotation, cellular component: plasma membrane. Gene Ontology annotation, molecular function: lysophosphatidic acid receptor activity.
AGAAAAGAUCAAUUAUAUGUUUAAUACAUGUUACAUUUCUGAGAUGAUCCUUAAUUGGAAGUUUAACGGAGAUAUUUUGAGAGCUAAUGAAGGUGCAAACAGACAGAUGAUUAAUCGGAGGCCCUCGUCCUUUCCUCUUCCUCCACUGUUGACGACUGCCCUACUCCUCCUCCUCCUCCUCCUCCUCCUUCAUCCUCGAGGUGCUAUUGUCUCGCUUCCUGUGGCCGAGCGGGCCCUGUGUGUCCAUGUACGCUCGCGCACAGGCUCUUGCGCGCGCAGCAGUUCGGGGCGGCGGGCUGUGAUGCGGUCCGGACGGACGGAGCAAGUCGUCAGGAUUAAUGGAGGGACUCACACCCGCGGGAUUUGUUACAAGCUUAUAAGCUGCUCUUUUCACGCCGGGGAGCCAGCACGCAGCUUCGGAGCGGAGCGGGGGAAACUCCGAGCGAGUUGUUUUGGAGAGUUUUGGUCCAGUGACGAGAAAAAAAAAAGAACCCCCCAACCCCCCCCCCCCCCCCAAAAAAACCCGGGGCUCCGGACCUUUGACAGCUGCACCGCCGCCAGGCUGGAAACCCUCGGUGACCGGGAGGUGAGCUGUCAUCGACCGCUCAGCUGCCGGAGGACCAGCGAUCCGAGCAGCCGUGCAUCCUGACUGAGUCCGGCUUCGUCCGCCUGGGGGUCCAUGAUGACUUGGAGGGGGCUUCAGCGGACGGUCCCCUGCUGACACCCAGAUUUCUGCUCCUUUCCUGAAGAUCUAUUUGUAUCUUCUUUUUUUUUUUUUUUUUACAGUGAAGACUUUGUCUCUUCCGUCACCAUGGCCAGCCUUGUGAUUAACGAAACUGGAGUGGAGGAUUGCGGGAUCGACGACUCCUUCAAGUACAACUUGUACUCCACGGUUUACAGCGUGGUCUUCGUUUCGGGCCUGAUGACCAACUGCGCCGCCCUCUUCGUCUUCUGCUUCCGGAUGAAGAUACGCAACGAGACCACAAUGUUCAUGACCAACCUAGCCUUUUCAGACUUGGUCUUCGUCUUCACGCUGCCGUUCAAGGUCUUCUACAACGUCAACCGCAACUGGCCCUUCGGAGACGGGCUCUGCAAGGUGUCAGGGACGGCCUUCAUCACCAACAUCUACGGCAGCAUGCUCUUCCUCACCUGCAUCAGCGUGGACCGCUUCCUGGCGAUAGUCUACCCAUUUCGAUCGCGCUCCAUCCGCACGAGGAGGAACGCGGCGCUGGUGUGCGCCGCCGUGUGGCUCACCAUCGUGGGCGGAGGAAUAUCGGUGACCUUCUUCUCCACCAUCAACAGCAGACACAGAGCCACCACAUGCUUUGAAGGAUUUUCCAAGAACACCUGGAAGACCUACCUCUCCAAAAUCACCAUCUUCAUAGAGAUCGUGGGUUUUCUCUUCCCCCUCCUGGCCAACCUGGUGUGCUCCUCCCUGGUUCUCCGGACGCUGCGCCGCCCGGUCAGCGCCGGCCACGGCUGUGACAGCAAGAAGCGCGUCCUGCGGAUGAUCGUGGUCCAUCUCACCAUUUUCAUCAUUUGCUUCGUCCCGUACAACUUCCUGCUCUUCCUGUACGCCCUGGUGCGGACCCAGGCCCUGGCUAACUGCACCGUGGAGCGGUUCGCGCGGACCCUGUACCCCAUCACCCUGUGUCUGGCCAGCCUCAACUGCUGCCUGGACCCCGUGGUUUACUACUUCACCUCAGAGAGCUUCAAGAAGAGCCUGACCAUUGGUGGCAAGGGGUCCGGCUCGCGGCCCGAGAGCGUCCCCCGCAGUGACAACGAGGCCCAGGACACGGCCGUCCCCAGAGACACUCAGUCCGUGUCCAGCAACGGGAAAGACGCCACAAUAUCCGACAGCCAGCUAUGACUCGCCGCUGGCAGGGGUGAAAACGGGUCGCGGGCGGGUUCUGGAGGAACCCUGAACUUGAACAACAAUCAGCUGUUUAAUUGUGGAAGUGGAAAACAAAUAGCUCAGCAGAUUAGCUAAGACCAGAGGUAAGUCCUGAGGUUUGGCCUGGGCUUUGUGGAUUAAUCCAGCACUGGAGAACAGAGGAAUGUAUCUAUGUUUGUUAUAACACACACACACACACACACACACA